AUGAGUUGGCUAAAACUUCAUCCCCUGUCUUCUCUGGACACUGCUUCGCAGGCCGGGUCGGAUAGUGACGACAAAACCAAUGAAUCCAGAGACUGCUCAGACACCGAGUCCACAUACAGCAACGAAUGCGCGUCUAAUCGUGGAUAUGGCACGGAUGAUCCUCUUGCCGUUACUCGGGUGUUGGAACAGCAUGGUAUCCCUUGCUGUCUGGUUGGUAUAGCUGCCCUCGUUUUCUACGGCGCUGGCAGAGUUCGUGAUGACUGGGAAAUUUGCGUUCCUACAGAGCUCGUGGGCCAGGCAGCAGAGCUACUACAAUCAGAACCAUAUGCAACACAGUAUCACCUAGUCAAACCCAGAGGGAUUAAUCAUUACUUCUUCCUCGUUCCUUCAAUCGACAUGCAUAUUGACUGUGACCCUUCCAACUUCACACGCAGUCCCAGAGGGUUGCCGUAUCCCAAGCUGGAUCUUUGCGAUGUUAUAGACGGUACCAAUGUUUCGGAGGAAUGGGGCGAGAAUAACCUUGACCUUGAGGGUACUAACGAUGUAGAAUGGGCCAAAGAAAAGAAUAGGAGGGGAGAGGGGUUUGGCGGAAAGUGGGCCCAUUCUCUGUUUGCCUGGGAAGGACGGAGAAACAAACGGGAGAUGUGGCAGUCGUUGGUGCGCACCAAGGAGGACAGGUUGGACUGGACAAAACCCAAGGAUGUCUUUAUAACUCACCAUCGUGUUAUAGGCGCGCCGGAUCCCUGGGCAGAGCUCUCUGACAUGUCUUAA
This is a messenger RNA of Aspergillus glaucus CBS 516.65, 771 nucleotides long. RefSeq lists its product as uncharacterized. The coding region runs from base 1 to 771 and encodes 256 amino acids. The transcript is spliced from 4 exons. The record is from RefSeq and is a predicted model, not a curated record. Lineage: Eukaryota; Fungi; Ascomycota; Eurotiomycetes; Eurotiales; Aspergillaceae.